Messenger RNA from Ornithodoros turicata, 1704 nucleotides. RefSeq lists its product as uncharacterized. Gene Ontology annotation, molecular function: aspartic-type endopeptidase activity. Gene Ontology annotation, biological process: proteolysis. The coding region runs from base 1 to 1704 and encodes 567 amino acids. The transcript is spliced from 3 exons. The record is from RefSeq and is a predicted model, not a curated record. NCBI's taxonomy places the organism in Eukaryota, Metazoa, Arthropoda, Arachnida, Ixodida, Argasidae.
AUGUCUGGUCUUCCGCCGCCACCAUUCUUUCUUCAAAAUCCUGGUAAGCCUCCGCAAACCUGGCUGUCAUGGCGGAAAUCGUUCCAGAAUUACCUCAUCGCAACUGGACUGGACAGUGAAUCCGCAACGCGUCGCAAGGCGAUUCUUUACCACUGCUUGGGAAGCGAAGGUCAACGGAUCUUCGAUUUGCUACCAUCGGGUGAUUCUUCAACUACAUCAUCAGGUUCGGCAGACUCUACUGGGCAACCGGAUAUUUUCGCAAAGGCUUUGCACACGUUGGACGUGCACUAUGAUGUCGCGACAAACGCAAUCGCCGAACGGCAUAAUUUUCGACAACGUCGUCAACAAUCUGGUGAAACGACGGACGACUACCUCAUUGCACUUCGUCAGCUAGCUAACAGCUGCGAUUUUGGAUCCACAUGCGACGCAAUGCUCAGGGACCAAAUUGUGGAGAGUACGAAUGUUCCUCACCUCCGUGAGCGCUUGCUGCUCGAAGGCUCUGGCCUUACCUUGGAUAGGACUCUGGCUCUCGCGCGUCAGUUUGAGCAAACACAGAAGGAAGUGAAACAAUUCCACAAGUACGAAGAAGAUUUCACUGUACAAGAAGUUGCCAAGCGACGAUUCAAGCAGACUGCUAACAAGCAGUUCCGAACUGCUUCGGAUCCGAGCACUUCUGGGUCGACCUCGCAAGACGACAGCCCAACAGUACUCCAACUUGCAUCACCCGAAACGAGGCGCAAGACUGGAAUAUAUCUUACAGUAAAUGUUGAAGGCACCAACGUCGAUUUCCUGUUGGAUACAGGUUCGUCAGUAUCCAUUAUUUCUGCAGCAAUUUACAACAAGCACUUCUCUGGCAUUACAUUGAGGCCGACGUCCAUCAACCUCUUCGACUACUCAAGAAGCCGCAUCGCUAUAGUCGGUUGCUUCCCAGCAUCGGUAACCCACAAGAACCGCAAAGUGUGUGUGAUCUUCUACGUCGUUUCGAGCGGUACAACUCUACUGGGCCUUGACGCGCUCACCGCACUGGAACUUAGGAUCGACCGGCUCCACCUUACGUGCUCAAACACAGUAUCUACUCCAUUACCGUCAGUACUCGCUUCAGAUUUCGAACACCUGUUUGAUGGUACGCUAGGAAUUGCAAAGAACUACGUGCACAAGGUGAAAGUGCGGUCGGAAGUCAAGCCCGUUACUGGUAAAUUGCGACAGCUACCGCUCACAGUUCGCGAACAAGUUUCAGAUGAACUGCGACGACUAGAAGAGCAAGAUAUAAUAGAGAAGAUUACUGCGUCGGAAUGGGUAUCACCAAUCGUGGUGGUGAAAAAGAAAGAUGGCUCCAUCCGCCUUUGUGUGGACCUCCGGGAGCCAAACAAGGCAGUCAUACCAGAUUGUUUCCCCUUGCCCCAUACAGAUGAACUGUUAAAUGCCCUGUCUGGAGCUACGCGUUUCUCCAAGCUCGAUUUAGCUUCAGCAUAUCAUCAAGUUCCUUUACAUCCAGACAGCAGGGAUCUAACAGCAUUUUAUAACCCACGAUGGCCUCUACCGUUUCAAACGUGCUGUCAAGGAGUAUUAUUCUAUAUUGACGACAUCAUCGUGUACGGGCGACUGAGCAGGAGCAUAUGGACAACCUUCGAGCAGUUCUACAACGACUUUCGCAAGAAGGCUUGCGGCUCAACCACAAGUGCAUUUUUGACGUCCCCGAACUGA